Cornus florida is the source of this 2288-nucleotide messenger RNA. Its product is annotated as glycosyltransferase BC10. Gene Ontology annotation, molecular function: glycosyltransferase activity. The record is from RefSeq and is a predicted model, not a curated record. Lineage: Eukaryota; Viridiplantae; Streptophyta; Magnoliopsida; Cornales; Cornaceae. The transcript has 2 exons. Bases 661 to 1818 code for a protein of 385 amino acids. Gene Ontology annotation, cellular component: membrane.
GUGUGUGUGUGUGUGUGAACUGUGUGAUGUCAAAACAUUCUUGGAACCCAAUUCCAUAGAUCUCCUCCCCUUCCCCUGGAUUUCCCCACCACAUUCUCAUUUCUCUCUCUCUCUAAAAAUCCUUCCACUCUCUCUCUCUCUCUAGCUCUUUAACUUUCUUCCCAUCCUCUUUCCAUCCCCUGCCUAACCUUCCUCUCCCCCACUUUUGACUAUUAUCCUUAUCUCGUCACCGCAAUUCAAGCACAGUUAAAGACCGACCAAUCAAUUACACUUCUCGUCAAUGAAUUUGUGAUAUGUUCACUGUCCCAUUUUCUUCUAAAAUGUAAUUACCAAUCAUUUCUACCUUUUUGCGUGAUGCAGAACCUUCCGAUUCUGUAUUCGAUCACUGUUAUUUUCUCUAUUAGCUUCAUACCCAUUUGCUCUGAUCUCAGCUCGAUGGUCUGGUUUGAUCAAUUGAGAAACUAACACUUUAGAUCUCCAACAGUGAGUCAAGCACCCAAUUGGUAAAGUUCAAAUUCACUUCUCUGUUUGUGCUCUGAGAUGCAAUUUAGGACACAGUUUGUGAUAAUUUUAAGAAAAUCUGGGAUUGAAAAGGGUUUUUGAAUGCAGAGAAGGGUGUUAUUUGAUUUGAAUUAGCAGAAAACAAAAUACCCAAAAGCUAUGCAAUCAAGGGUUGUGCCAAUGGAGGAAGGGAAGGACCCUACAGUUGUAAGUAGGACAAACCAAUCUAGGGUUUUGCCACAGAGGUUGAUUCAGUUGCUUGGUCUCUUUCUGGUCUUGUGUAUUGCAUUUUCAUUCAUUAGUAUUUACAUGAUUCGGUAUUUUGGAGUUCAUAGUGUGAUGACACCUGUAGGGCCUAGGUUUCAGCCGUGUUUCGAAGAGCCUACUAGCUUAGAACAUUUGAUCAGGCCUCCGUCGAAUUUGCUCCACUCCAUGACUGAUAAAGAGCUCUUCUGGAAGGCUUCUUUCGUGCCUAGAAUUAAGAAUUAUCCGUUCACGAGGAUUCCGAAGAUUGCAUUUAUGUUCUUGACAAAGGGGCCAUUGCCAUUGGCACCUCUUUGGGAGAGAUUUUUCAAGGGGCAUGAGGGGCUUUAUUCGAUCUAUAUUCAUUCACUGCCAUCAUUCCAAUCUGAUUUGCCGUCAUCAUCAGUUUUUUACAGGAGACAAAUACCAAGUCAGAUGUCAGAGUGGGGAAGAAUGAGUAUGUGUGAUGCUGAGAAAAGACUUCUUGCCAAUGCAUUGCUCGAUAUCUCCAAUGAAUGGUUUGUUCUCCUCUCCGAAUCUUGUGCCCCUCUCUACAACUUCAGUGUCAUCUACCACUACAUAAUGAAAUCCAGAUAUAGCUUCAUUGGUGCAUUUGAUGACCCUGGGCCAUAUGGGAGAGGACGAUACAAUCACAACAUGGCACCUGAGGUGAACAUCAGUCAGUGGCGUAAGGGGUCGCAAUGGUUUGAAAUCAACCGAAAGCUUGCAAUUUACAUAGUGGAAGAUACAAAAUUUUACCCAAAGUUCGCCAAUUUCUGUAGACCAGCCUGUUAUGUGGAUGAGCAUUAUUUCCCCACCAUGCUUACAAUUCAAUCACCAAAUCUCUUAGCAAAUCGAAGCAUCACUUGGGUUGAUUGGUCAAGAGGCGGUCCUCACCCGGCUACUUUCGGAAGAGGGGAUAUCACCGAGGAUUUCUUAAAGAGAAUUCUUGGAGCUCACAGCUGCGUUUAUAAUAAUCAACCUUCCUCAGUUUGUUUUCUUUUCGCUAGAAAAUUCGCCCCAAGUGCCUUGGAACCACUAUUGCUACUAGCACCAAAGUUUUUAGGUUUUUGAGGAAUGGGAUGAUCCGUUGAAUUCUAAAUUUUGAAGCGCAAAUUGACAUAGAAAGAAGGCACAAAUUGACAGAGAAAGAAGGACCGACAAGCGUUCGCCGCGACAUUCAUUCUUUGUGCUCCACUUCUUAGGUAUUGUCACAUUGUCACCCUCUUAUCAUUCUCUUAUCGUACACUUUCAAUACUUACCGGUCUAGGCACUGUCCGCUACAUCCAAUGAUUUUUAGAUGUACAGAAACUAGCAUCCAGAUUUAGCAUCAUAAUCGCAUUCAUAAGGUCAAGAUCCGAGUUUUAAGCUACCAAUCGUGCUUGCACUCGCAAAUUAUUUUACGAUAACUACUGUGUAAUAUUCCUUUUUCUCUGUCAUCGUUGCUCAUCCAUCUCUGUUAUUAGAAUGAUUUGCUGUGUCAAUUGCUGUGUCAAGUACAUUACUUGCUUCAUAAGAAUAUAUUCCUUUCUGGAUUUCGGUUA